AGUCGUGUGCGAAUCGUCGCAAUGGAUAUUCGUGUUAGUGAUUCCCCACGCUUAUAGCUAAUUCAUUACGGUGCACGUGUUCAAAUAAACACGAUGAGACACAAGUAGAAUAACAAAGUGUAAUAAAGUACCUAUCUGUGAUAUAACCAAACCAUCAGGGACGCGGGCGUCCUCGACUUUCACCAAGUAUCGCGAUUUCUAAAGAAAGCUCCUCUCGAAAAUGGAUAAUAAUAAGGAAUAUCUGGGGAAAACAGAAGAUUUCAAGGCGGAGUAUGAGGUGUCAAGGAAGGAACCCUUCUGGGUGUUCGGUUACGGUUCCUUAUGCUGGAACCCUGGAUUCGAAUACAAACAGGCUGUAACAGGAUACGUAAAGGGUUUCUCCAGAAGAUUCUGGCAAGGGAACACCACACACAGAGGCACUGAAACUAAGCCUGGACGAGUUGCGACACUUAUUGAGGACAAAGAAGGCAUCACUUGGGGUCGAGCAUUCCUAGUAGCAGCAGAAGACAAAGCUGCCCUACCUUACCUCUCGACAAGAGAAUGCCAACUGGGAGGUUACAGAACAUAUACGGUCAACUUCCACCCGCGUCCCUCAUUCUUCCAAACCAGCUCUUAUCACAACAGCAUCAGUAUACCAGACAGAAAAAACGCCCUAUUGUACAUCGCCGUGCCCGGCAACAGGCAUUGGUUGGGCGCUGCACCGUUGCCAGAUAUAGCUAAGCAAAUUCUAGAAUGUCGAGGUCCGUCUGGACCGAACGUAGAAUACCUUUUGAAACUAGCCGAUUUUAUGAGGGAUGAAAUCCCAGAAGCGUUAGACGAACACUUGUUUUCUUUAGAGAGGCUUGUUAGAAAAUUUGCGGCAGAUAUGAAGGUGUGCUUGAAAAGUCUCACCGGAGAUACUUCAGAGGAAACUAGAAGGGAAGAGAGGCAAGAGCCUAAGGCGGUCGUGCCUAGCUUCCAGUUCGCCUCGAGAGUGCCGGAGAAGAAGUUGCGUUGCGUGAAUAUGUGAUAACAGAGUUUUUUGCAGUUAAGGCUUACUUCCAUUUUAUACUGAGAUGACAUGUGACAAACAGAUGAUGCUGAACAAAUUCCUACUUACUUAUUAUCUACCGGAGUAUUGACUGAAUAUUAUAUAGGGUGGCGAUUCACCUGCUAUGUAGUAUUUGAAUGAGUGAAUCUGAAUCAAUGUGCCGAACCUUUCGCACCGUAAACAGCAUAUUUUUUUUGUAAUAUUAAUGCAUAUUGUGUCCACUCGUUAUAAAAGGGUGCAGACUGUUGGCAAAAUUUGUGACUUCGCGUUCAUAAAAUAUAACUGUAAAAUAAAGAUGUCCAUUGACUUCUUAAAAUAUUGUGGGUGAUUAUCCAUUCUGUAUUGGUAUAGAGAUUGUGUUUUAUGCCAAAGAAACCGACCGAGAAUAUAAAUAUAAAUUGCUUGACAACAAUUCGAUACAUGUCUCUAAGAAAUCUCUAUAUCUUUAUUUAAUAAGUGAUUCAACGAAUCAUUUUAAUAAUAUGUGAAGUAAAAAAUUCCGACUUCUUUUUAAGUAGAAUUGCAUUCUAUUUGAAUUGUGACAUAGAAAAAAAUCUGUAAACUUAUCUUCUCCACACGGAGAAGAAAUUCAGAAAGGUAUUUAUUUUAUUUCCUCUUUCUCUAAUUACAAUUUCGUCUUUGACAAUAAAAUUAAUAAAUAAAUGAUAUAAUUUCGACAAACUGGCGAUCUAUAGUUAUCUUAUUAUAUCCGACUCAUUGCUCCGUCUCAUAGAUAACGCAUAUACCGUCUGAACAAUUUUCUUAAAAAGGAGAAUAUAGUUUUGGUCUCACGUAUCAAUGUAAUGUAGUUUGACUGAAACAUGAAGUGACAGAUCAAGUUCACGACUUUUAUGUAUUCUAAUUAUCUGGAAAGUAUAUAUUUUACAUGACUGGAUAUGUGUAUUUAAAAUGUCGGAUAUUGUCGGAAAUGCUUCAUUUUUUAUUGAGAAAGUUAGUUGCUUUGUUUUUUAAAUAUAUAGGUACUAUUGUUUUGAUUUCAUAAUACACUAUAAAUCUAUUUAUUUCUUUGUUAAUAAUAAAAUAGAGUAAGAAUAAUAAAGUUUUCUAACGGCAUUUUGCAAUGGCAGACAGCUAGACACAUAAAAAAUUUCACC
Molecule: messenger RNA, 2145 nt
Organism: Diatraea saccharalis (sugarcane borer)
Lineage: Eukaryota; Metazoa; Arthropoda; Insecta; Lepidoptera; Crambidae
Source: the annotation of a GenBank genome assembly